Messenger RNA from Funneliformis geosporum, 308 nucleotides. Lineage: Eukaryota; Fungi; Glomeromycota; Glomeromycetes; Glomerales; Glomeraceae. The record is from the annotation of a GenBank genome assembly.
AAUUUCUUGAAAGUAAACAUUUAAUUAAUAUUAUUGAAGCUGCUAAUUUUGCAAAAAAUAAAUUACAAGAAUAUUAUCUAAGUUUAGAUGGAUUUGUAUAUAUAAUUUCAACAAUUAUAAAUUCAUAUUUUAAAAUGAGUUUUUAUAAAGAUAAUGCUUUUGAAGAUAAAUAUAUUCAAUUAUAUAAGCAACAAAUUAAAAAAUUAUGGAAAGAUAAAUAUAUAUCAGGUCAAAAUGAAAGAAAUUAUCAAUCAAUUGAUAGUUUAGAUAAUGUACAUUCAAAUGCAUUAAUGGCUCAUAUAUUUUAA